This is a messenger RNA of Octopus sinensis (East Asian common octopus), 2168 nucleotides long. RefSeq lists its product as uncharacterized. Lineage: Eukaryota; Metazoa; Mollusca; Cephalopoda; Octopoda; Octopodidae. The record is from RefSeq and is a predicted model, not a curated record. Bases 806 to 2035 code for a protein of 409 amino acids. The transcript has 4 exons.
UUAUUUUAUCGGUCCCCACCACCUGGAGAGAGAUAAAAAAAAAAUGUUGACUCUGGUGAGAUUUGAACCCGGGAUGUGAAGGCCUGUAGGUGAAUACUUGCAUUUAGCCUGCUACUCUACCGUUUCUGCCAACUGAUAGUAUUAGCACUGCUCAAGUAGUGAGGGUGAUGAUUCAUCAUCCAGCAUGACUCAUCCCAAACCGCUGCUGCCAUCAUCAUCGUCACCAGGAGCAGCAGCAGCAGCAGAAGAAACAGCAGUAGAGAGACAACAGCAGUAAGCAAAGUCUUCAUCAUCUUGUAAACAAGCCCAGUAGCAGGCAAAUUGCAGUGAUAUAUACCAGUAGCUAUAACAAAACCAGCAGCACCACCACCACCACCAUCACAUUUGUGUUGUAGUUGUGGUUCUUGUUGUUGUUGUUACCUGUCAGUAAGAGCAGGAAGGGAUGUGGUGUAGUUGUUGCUGCCGUUGUUGGCGGCAGAGGUGGCGGUAACAGUGACAAGGCGGCGGCGGUGGUGAUGCUGGUGUUUGCGAUGUUUUAUGUGUUGUGUAAAGUCGACACAGACCCAAACAAUAACAACUCAUGAUGCUGGGCUUUUUUCCCCUUUUUUUGUUCCCUUUUAACCAACAACAACAACAAGUCUUACAAAUCUGACUCUACUAAUUUUAAUUUUCCUGAUGACUAAAUAAAAUUAAACUUAUCUUUAUUUUGGAUUACAAGAUAUUUCCUACAUAUAAAAGGAGCAAGGGAAAAGAAAACCGGAAUAUUUUCUAAUACAAAUGGUAAUGUGUCUUUUUAUCGUACAAAAUGUUUCUGGAAGAAAUUCAAAGAACUCUCCAAGAGCGCCAAUUGCAAUCUAGAUCUCAUAAACAGUUUGUCUUGGAUAAACUAGAUGUCUCCAUAUUCUUAGCAUGGAUUCUUCAACAAUAUGACUUCAGUGAAUUAAAACUUGCAUCUGACAAAAACCAUCGAGAUUUCUCGGUGUUAUCCAAUCGGCUGUGUCAGCUGAGUUUGGUGUGUGGUGGAAAUCUGGUAACAUCUAUCAAUAAAUUUAGUAUGCAACGGUUAUUUGGUUCUCCAUCUGUCUGUUGCCGCCAUCAUAACUUCUCUUGCCUACCACAAAUUGCUGAUAUUUCUGAUAAUAUGUGCCACAUGGUGGAAUUGAAGAACUCUGUGGCAGAGAUUAAUAACAACAACAACAACACAACCAACAACUACAAUACUAAUAAUAAUUAUAACAACAAUAACAAUGAUAACAACAACAACAUUAAUAAUAAUAAUAAUAAUAAUCCAUUUGUUAGAGAGACUGAGUCAUUUUCAGCAUUUACACAGAUCCCUUGUGAACGGAAUAGUUCGCAGAAAAUCUGGAAGAUGAAUGAAAAUCAAUUGUGUUUUGACAAAUGUUCAAAUGCGAACAGAAACCAUCAACUCUGCUCAUCUGUCAGUUGUUUAAACAAAACGGAUAUUGAUCAGAAAACACUUUCUGACGAUUCACCCGACAAUCUGACUGACCUCAAGAAAUGUACUUGCCCCCAUAGUCCGUCUCUGCCUCUCACUCCUCAGCCGAGAAGACUCAGUCAAAAUGCUAAUCAAACUGAAUUCAAAGAAUGUUCUAAUUAUUGUUAUUAUUAUACUGUGCCUCCUCUUGCAGAGACAAUUUCUGUCGAAACUGGUGAAACGUUUGCAGUACAUUCAAAGACUUUGAUGAGUGACAGUUUGUCAUCAACUUCACUGUGUCACCAUGACAACCAGCCAGUUCAGAACGAAAGGGAUGCACAUUUAUAUCACAGCCGUUCCAUAUUUCCUGAUGUCCGUUCUACAUCUGCAGAUCUUCACCAUUCAUUCAACUCCUCUUGUUCAUUACACGUCUGGGAGGAAAGACUGGAUGAAGAAUGUAAUCUCUACAUGCUGGAUCAGAUACAGCCACAACUUCAGAGGAAUUUAGAAAAUCCCAUUGCUAAACUCUUAUCCACUGGAGAUGACAUGCAUUUCAUACCAAUUGGAGAGGAGUUGAUGUUGAAAGUGAGGUCUUCGUAGAGAAUUUUACCAACCAAAACCUAAACCUACCUACAGCAGAUAUCUGAAACCUGCCCUUAAUUUCGGUGGUUCCCCGGAAGAUAUUUAAAAAGCUGCCUGCACAAAUCUUAUUUGUAUGCAAAAAAGAAAAAAA